AUGUCGUUCGUGUGUGAUUGGGACGGAUUCCAGCAGCCGCAGGUGGUUGACGCACAAGCGCUGAAGAGGCUGAGUCCGGAACAGGAGGAGCUCAUCAAUCGACUGGUGUUCUAUCAGGAGGAGUUCGAACAGCCCACCAAGGACGACGUCGAACGCGUUCCUGAAUUCUCGGUGGAAGCGGAUGAUGAGCAGGGAAAGUUUCGACACAUAGCCGAGCUGACGAUACUCACAGUGCAGCUGAUUGUCGAGUUCUCCAAACGACUCCCGGGAUUCGACACGUUGCUCCGGGAAGACCAGAUCACUUUGCUCAAGCAAGAUUGA
Notodromas monacha is the source of this 321-nucleotide messenger RNA. NCBI's taxonomy places the organism in Eukaryota, Metazoa, Arthropoda, Ostracoda, Podocopida, Cyprididae. The record is from the annotation of a GenBank genome assembly.